AUGGAGCAUUCAAAUGGUGAAGCUGUCAGGUGUUGGUCCUGUUCAACAGACUUGGACCCCACCAAUCCAGACUGUGGCGACCCCUUCCUGCCAGGGCACACCACCAACACCGGCUACUCCCGGCUAGAGAACUGCGACGCUAACGCUGGAGCUACCUACCCCUACCUCACACAGUCGAAGACUGCUUGCAAAAAACAAAAGAAAAUUAUAAACGGUCAAUUGGUUAUUUCUCGUGGCUGCACCUGGAAGCGACAGGAAGACUACUCCACCACCUGCCCAGUUGCCUCUAACGGUCCAAACGAAGUCACCCUCUUCUGCGAAACCUGCGACUAUGAUGGUUGCAACGGAGCUGGUGCUAUUGGCAAGACCCUGGCGUUACUUCUUGUUCCAUUGAGCCUCGUUCUUUUUAAAUAA
Messenger RNA from Pieris macdunnoughi, 414 nucleotides. The record is from the annotation of a GenBank genome assembly. Lineage: Eukaryota; Metazoa; Arthropoda; Insecta; Lepidoptera; Pieridae.